AUGUUUUAUAAAUCAAAAUCAAAUCACCUCCUUACAAUACUUUCAAUCCUACCGAUACUGUUCUUCAAUGCUUUAGCAUAUGAUGAAGAAAACGACGUGGACAAAUCACCUCAACCUCCACGAUUAGAUUCACCCGAAAAUUUAAAAGAUUUUCUUACCGUGGUAUACGUAACGAUAAUAAUGACUAUAUUGAGUUUAUGCGGAUGUUCUUAUGUAUUUUACCGGACCUACAGGCAGUGGAUAUUAAAUAAAAAAAGAUCCUUGCCAAUGAUAUAUUUAUUACCAUUUUAUACUGCUUUUUCUGAUUUCCUCAUUAACAUUGCCUUUUUCAUAAAUAUUAUACAUACGGCAAUUUUUGCUCAAAUUUGGGAUCAACCAAUGUGUCGUAUCAUCAGUACGGUUCAUUGGGGAAUUCUAACGAUAAACCUAACGUUAUAUAGCGUUAUAGCAGAUGAUGAUGAAUCAAGCAUUACUAAUGCUGAUGACGAAUUGGAUAGCGCGGCUAUGAGAAAGCGUGAAGAAAUUGAAAAAAAAGAGAAAAGAGCCGCGAAAAAAAUUAUCAGCUAUAUGCUCGUAUUUUUACUUCAAUGGACUCCUGUACAGAUUGAUGACGCUUGGAUUUAUGUUUUAGCUGCUACAGGUCAAUUACUCGGAGGAAUCGGUAACGCUGUAAAUUAUAUAUUAAAUGAAGGCUACAUUUCACGUAAUUCUAGUUCGGAGAAUGAAAUCGUGACAAAUUACGAAACAUCGAAUGACGAUGAAAAAUAA
Funneliformis mosseae is the source of this 768-nucleotide messenger RNA. The record is from the annotation of a GenBank genome assembly. Lineage: Eukaryota; Fungi; Glomeromycota; Glomeromycetes; Glomerales; Glomeraceae.